Manis pentadactyla (Chinese pangolin) is the source of this 5919-nucleotide messenger RNA. It is a transcript of the gene ZNF333, whose product is annotated as zinc finger protein 333. The transcript has 10 exons. The coding region runs from base 1829 to 3259 and encodes 476 amino acids. Gene Ontology annotation, biological process: regulation of DNA-templated transcription. NCBI's taxonomy places the organism in Eukaryota, Metazoa, Chordata, Mammalia, Pholidota, Manidae. The record is from RefSeq and is a predicted model, not a curated record.
GAUAGGCCCCACCGCCGACACUCUCGCCGGGUCAGCACGGUGCGCCCGACCCCGGAGCCUAACCUUGUCCCCACGGGAAGGAAGCUAGAAUUCUUCCUCCGAGACUGGAUAAGAAGGAGUUAAAAUACCCGCCGCUGCGUGAAGCGCCUCCGGCUCCCGCGAGCCGGAGCCACGGCCACUUCCGCUCCCAGCGGCCCCGAAACCGGACGUGGAGGCGCGCGGCGGCGGCGGCGGCGGCGGCGGCUGGCGGCGGCUGUGCUGAUCGCUGGCGCGCCGCGGUGGGAGUGUCUCCCGCGGGUCUGUAGGCUCAGCUCGGCCCCUCCGGAGAGCGGGGAGGUUCGGCGGGCGCUGGGAGGAGCCGGAGGGCCCGGGACAGCCGCUGGCGCCGGGGUGCGCCCUUCUCGCAGCGGCCGUAGGGCCGGGACCCAGCCCGUACAGCUCGGCCUCUCAGCCGGACGCCCCACAACCGCCCCGACCGGUCCCUCGCCCUCCGGUACCCUCGUCCGGGCCGGCAGUACUGUCACCCCCCGGUCCGGCCAGUCUUUCGCCCUCCCGUACCCAUAUCCGGGCGGACGGGACUGACACCCCCCGGCUCCGACCCCGACCCCACGCGCUCAGACUGGGAAUCUCAACUUAAACUCAAAGCAUCUACCUCUGUGCAGGAUAUUUUGGAGGAAAAUUCAUCCUGUAAUACGCAUGUGGUAAGAUUCGUUGGGGAUCAUCCCUUAUUCCCUCUCGUAGAAGCAGUAAGGAAUUCCUGAGUUGGAGAUGCUAACCAGAGCCAGAGUUCCAUUUGGGGCAUUUCCUUAGGACACUGCCACAGUGUCUGAAGGGAGUGUCUAUGACUCAUAAAUUUGGGCAGGCUCCUCCUGUUGCCCAAGACUCUUUCUUCCUAGAAGCUUUGCCCAAGUUAACAUUUCCAUCAGUGUGACUCAGACAUCCAUGUGUACAGUAUGAUUUACUCCUUGACAGUCUUCAGGAAUGUUACCUAUUUCGAGAAGUCCCAUGGAAGUUGCGAAUUGAGAAAGCCUCAUGGUGAAGCCUGCAAUGUCCUGGAAGGACUCGAUCUGUCUAAACAAGGAGCAUCUCUGAAAAUGCUGACAGCGUGCCUCCUCGGCUGUGGCACGGAUGUGGGCGAGCUUUCCGUCAUCACCUGUCCCCGUCCAGGAGCAAACUCCACCUGGGCAGAAGGCUCCCACGAUUUAGCUGUGGUGGGAAUGGCUUCUGGAGGAACUGUAACCUGGACCUGAACAAGAGAACCUGCAAGACGGCAGGGGCCAUCCUGAUUGCCAAGAAUGUGGGAAAGUUGUUGGGGGUCCCUCACCUCUUAGGAGACAAAUUGAGACUCCCCACUAGGAAGAAUCCCUUUUCAAAACGUGGAAACGACUUCAGAACCAGUAGGAACAUUACAGUGUAUAAUACACAUGGAGCCCUGCUGUCCCCACUCUGGUCCUGAGUUCCUGCCUCCCCAAAGCAUGGGAGCUCCCAAGGGGCUGGGGCUGGACCUGAAGAUGCAGAGCAAGCCCAAGAUGGGAGAGAGGGGUACACCUUUACUUCCUGAGGCCCAGCCAGCUCUCCAGGAGUCGCCUUGGUCUUCUGGAUGCACAUGCUUAGAGCCACCAUUAGGUCCUGGGCCCCCAGGAAUUGCUCCUGACAGGCUCCUGUUUCCACUGGACCCCACCCUGGACACAAGGGGCUGAAGGCAGCUGUGCAGAUUCAGAGGCCCGUACCUGUGCGGGGCCUCUCCGACCCGUGGACAGCUGGGCAGUCUGCUCUGCCUGCUUGGAACUCUACCUGGCUCCAGGAGGAGAGCACAGAGGCAGUAGCCAUGGUUCCUGGGGUGCUGCCCACCUGCCUGCAGGAGCCAGUCACCUUUGCAGAUGUAGCUGUGUUGUUUACCCAAGAAGAAUGGAUGUUUCUAGACUCUGCCCAGAGGAGACUGUAUCAAGAUGUGAUGCUGGACAACUACAGGAACCUGGUCUCUGUGGGAGAUCAACUAGGCAAACCCAGUGUGUUUUUCCAUUUGGAGCAAAGGAAAGAGCUGUGGACCGCAGCGGGAGGAACCUUUCCAGGAGCCCAUCCAGAACCUCAACUUCAACCCCAGGAGCCAGUUCCUAACCAGGAUAUUUUUGUGGAGAGUCCAUCCAUUGACAUGAAAAGGGAGAAACCUCAGACUGGGGAAAAAUUCUGCAAAUAUAGUGAACUCAGGAAACCCUUUGACAACACCAAGCCACUUUUUCACUAUCAGAGAAUUCAUGCUGGUGAAGACCCCUAUGGAUGCCAAGAGAAUAGAAAACUCUUCUUCCAGACCUCUCACCUAAUCAUGCCCAAGAAGAUCCAUAGCAAUGAUAAAACCUACACGUGUCACAAAUGUGAAAAGUCCUUCCAGUACAGCUCAAACCUCAUCAGGCAUGAGAAGACUCACACUGCAGAGAAAUGCUUUGAAUGUCAAGAAUGCCAGCAAGCCUUCAAGUAUUCCUCAAAUCUGCGGCGGCACAUGCGAACUCACACCGGAGAGAAACCAUUUGAAUGUAGUCAGUGUGGGAAAACCUUCACGAGGAACUUUAACCUGAUUUUGCACCAGAGGAACCACACGGGUGAGAAGCCCUACCAGUGUGAGGAUUGUGGGAAAGCUUUUAAUCAGUCGUCCUCUCUGAGGAGCCAUGUGAGGACUCACACAGGAGAGAAGCCCUUUGACUGCAGUCAGUGUGGGAAAGCCUUCAGGGAACACUCGUCGCUGAAGACACACCUGCGGACUCACACCAGAGAGAAACCCUAUGAGUGUAACCAGUGUGGGAAGCCCUUCCGGACGAGCACUCACCUGAAGGUACACAAGAGGAUACACACAGGGGAGAAGCUUUAUGAAUGCGCUACUUGUGGGCAGGUCCUGAGCCGUCUCUCAACCCUCAAGAGUCACAUGCGAACUCACACUGGAGAGAAGCCCUAUGCAUGCCAGGAAUGUGGGCGGGCCUUUAGUGAGCCUUCCUCCCUCAGAAAACACUCGAGGAUCCACACCGGCAAGAAGCCCUACGUGUGUCAGGAAUGUGGGCGAGCCUUUGGUCAGUCUUCACACCUCACCGUACAUAUGCGAACCCACACUGCGGGGAAGCCCUAUAAAUGUAAUGAGUGUGAGAAAGCCUUCAGGCACAGCUAUUCACUUACUGUGCAUAAAAGGAUUCAUGCCAGGAGAGAAAAUGUUAGGAAUGGUGCCCUUCCUUUAUCAUUAUCUCAUCAAUACAGUGGGCCCCUUGCUGAUUAACUUCCAAGUUGUAAAAAUAAAACAUGCGGGCCUAUAAUCAUCUCUUGUAGUACUCAUUUAGCUACAUCAUGUUUUAAUGUAUAAUGUUUCAUUUUGGUUGUAUGAGUUUUCAUUAUUACUUAUUCUUUGACCCAUGGGUUAUUUGUAACUAGAUUUUUUAAAAAACUAUGUGGAUAUAUUUUUAUAGAGGUAUAAUUACUUAUAGUGAAAUGCAUAAAUCUUAGGUAUACAGUUGGGUGAGUUUGACUGAUGUGUACUUAUGCCUAUAUAAGCAAAACCUCAUUUCUAUCAUUCUGGAAGGUUCCUGCAAGUCUAAGUUUUUUUCCCAUUGCCUGUUGUUGGUUUCUAAUUUAAUUACCUUGUGAGCAGAGUUUGUGGUCUUUAUGUCAAUAAAUCUUAGGUAUUUGUUGAGAUUUGUUUUUAGGUCCAGUAUGUCAUAUCCUGCUAGUUGACUAUCAAAAUUACCCCUUCUUCCUUACAAAAGAGCCUAGGUUUUUUGUUCAGAUUGGUAAUGUGCACUAUUAAAAACCUCCAUCUCCCAGUCCUUGCAGCCAGGGAGGCCAUGUUCCCCAAUCCUGGUCAUUAUAAGUAGAAUUCAUUGGGUGGUGUGAAUCCUGAAAAAGAUGAUACAAAAGAACAUUCAUCCAGCUCCCUGCAUUCAGAUUGCCUUUUGUCAAAGAGAUGUCGGUGGUUGAGCAGCCAUCCUGUGACCAAGAGGGUAAAAACUACAGGCUAAAGAGAGUGUGGCCAGAAAUUACAACCAUCCUGCUUCCCCAGUUGGUAUCUUUGUGUGGUUGUACCAGCCCUGGAGUGUAUUUCUGUACAUCCUGUUACAUGAAAAAGAUGUACUUCUUCCUAGCACAUGGCCUUUUUUGUUGGGAGAAGGAGAAGGCAGGGAUGAUCCACUUAAUAUAUGGUCAGUUUUUAUAAGUGCUUCAUGGGUGGUUGAAAUCAAUGCAUUGUAUUUUAUAUAUGUCCACUAGAUCAAGUUGUAUUUAUGUUUGAAAAUCUUAUACACAUCCAUAAAUAUUGAUCUCUGUCUUAGUUCAGGCUGCUAUAACAGAAAUACCAAAGACUGGGUGGCUUAUAAACCACAGAAAUUUAAUUCUCACAGUUCUGGAGGCUGGAAGUCCAAAAUCAAGGUGCUGGCAGAUUUGAUGUCAGGUGAGGCCCACUUCAUGGUUCAUAGAUACCUAUCUUGCUGUGUCCUCACAUGGCAGAAAGGGAGCAGGAGAGCUCUCGGGGGUUUCUUUUAUGAGGGCACCAAUCCCUUUCAUGAGGGCCCCACUCCCAUGACCUCAUCACUUCCCAAAGGCCCCACUUCCUGAUACCAUCACUUUGGGGGUUAGGCUUCAGCAUGUGAAUUCCGGGGGACACAGAUAUUCAGCCCACAGCAUGCUUUGAUCUGCGACAUACUGAGAGAGCUACUUUAAACUCUCCCACAUGAUUGUGGACUGCUGAAUAAAUCUUGUAACAAUUUUUUAAUUUUUAUAUUUUGAAACAAUGGAAUUAAGUGAAAAGAUUUGACAUUUUAAAUGUUUCCAGAAAAUAUUUCUUUUUAUUCUUUGGCCAUCUUUUUUCCUAGUGAUGACUAUUCAGCCAUUCAUCAUCAUAACAGCAAAUAAUUAUUUAGAGCCUUCUAUUAGAUAGUAGCCAUUACUGUAAAGGUUGCAUCUUUUAAGUUAUUUAAUUCCCACUGUGACCCUUUGAGGUAGAUACUGUUAUUAUUCCCAAUUAACAGAUCAGGAGACUGUUGAGGUGACUUAACCAAGUUCAUGCAGAUGGUAAGUGACAGAAUCUGGUUCUAAGAUCCAUGCUCCCUCCACUGUGUUUCAACCCAGGACCUAUUCUCCAUUAAAAAUUAAAAAAAAAAAGAAAUAUAGUUGAUAUACAACCUUAUAUUGGUUUUAGAUGUACAGUCUAGUGAUUUGACGAUCAUAUACAUUGGUAAAUGCUCACCAUAAGUGUGGUUAUCAUCUGUCACCAUACAAAGAUAUUACAAUAUUACUGACUUCAUACCCUAUGCUGUACUUCUCAUCCCCAUGACUUGCUUAUUUUGUAUUUGGAAGUUCGCUCCUCUUUAUCCUCUUCACCUAUUUCACCCAUGCACCCCCCGUCCUUGCCCUAUGGCAACUGCCAGUCUGCUCUGGGUUUGAGUCUGCUUCUGUUUUUGUUCACUUGUUUUGUCUGUUCCCCAUUUUAUUUGUUGCCACAGGAUCCUGUUUUUGUGUUUUCAAUUCUUUUAUGGGAGUAUAACUUACGUGAAAGUUUGUUAGUCUUAGUGCACACCUUGGUGAAUUUUUGGUAUGUCUAUACCACCCACAUCAAGGUAUAAAAUAUUUUAUCUCCUCAGAAGGUUUCCUUGGGCCCUACCUCAGUCAGGAAGUUCCACCCCCAGAGGUAACCAGUAUUCUGACUUCUAUCACCAUAAAUUUAUUUGUCUUCAUCACAGAAAUGGAACCACACAGUAUGUUCUCUUGUAUCUAUUUUUCUCAGUAAGGUAUCAUGAGAUUUAUCUUUGUCACAGUAUCUUCUUUCAAAAAAUUGCUGUGUAAUAGUUCAUUUUUUGGAUACACCAUAAUUUAAAAAUUCUAUUCUGAUCAGGGAAAUUUGGGUGCUUCCCAGGUUUUGCUAUUAUGAAUAAAGCCAUGGUGAAUGUU